AUGGUCGCGGCUGUGCCACGCCAUCUGGACGAGCGCUCGGUCCAGACGACCAUCACCGUUAUCCAAAACAACAACCUUGAUGUCAUCGACCAGCUGACCCAGCUCGCCGAGAGCCAGUUUGGCGCUCUCAUCCAGUCCCAAAUCGCCUUGGUUAGCCAGCUGCAGACCAUCAAGGACAACAUCCGCGUCAACCACUUCAGGUCUCGGUUCAGCCAGGCGAACACCGUCAUCGUGACCGUGACCUGCGUCUUGGAUCGCCGCAACGGAGGUGCCGGCACGAACCGCUACCUCGUCAACCAGCUGCUGGCCGACAACGGGGCCGGCAGCCGCAACAUCGCCGUCAUGGUCUCCGACGCCGAGACCAUGACCAUCCUGCCCACCGCUACGGGCUCCUCCUUUGCGAGCCAGUUCACCGCUUCAACGGCAGCGUCAUCCUCCUCCCAACACCGACCCCCGACCCUGAACCUCAUCUUCCCGGACCCCGCCGCCAUCAUCUUCCCCAACCAGGCUGCCUUCAUCGAGAGCCCAAACACCUUCUUCCAGAGCUGCGCAAACUUCGCUUCCAACGGUAAUAGCUUCGUCAACCUCGGAGGGGCCUUCCUCAACGGCUUCCAGCAGAUCGCCGCCGCUCAGCUUGCCGGCCUGCGCGCUCAGUGGCUCGUCCGCUUCGGUGCGCAGCCGCUUGGUUUUGGGUUCGGGUUCGCGACGAGCACGUCGACAUCCACCGCCGCAGCUGCUACCUCGACAUCAUAA
Parascedosporium putredinis is the source of this 753-nucleotide messenger RNA. The record is from the annotation of a GenBank genome assembly. Lineage: Eukaryota; Fungi; Ascomycota; Sordariomycetes; Microascales; Microascaceae.